Messenger RNA from Nomascus leucogenys (northern white-cheeked gibbon), 1560 nucleotides. Its product is annotated as serine/arginine-rich splicing factor 9-like. The transcript is spliced from 2 exons. Bases 399 to 1334 code for a protein of 311 amino acids. The record is from RefSeq and is a predicted model, not a curated record. Lineage: Eukaryota; Metazoa; Chordata; Mammalia; Primates; Hylobatidae. Gene Ontology annotation, molecular function: mRNA binding. Gene Ontology annotation, cellular component: cytoplasm; nucleus; ribonucleoprotein complex.
UUCUUACUGGUUCCUAAUUUAUCAAGUUAGACCUUUUAUGAAAUUCCCCCCAUGACCUUUGACCUUAUGUUUUUAACCUGGUACCAAACAGCUUUUAUCAUCGUCUCGUGGUUUUAUGUUUUGAAGUCCAAGAGGGUGAGUUGUCUAUCAUUGUUUCUUUUCCCAAAAAUAUUCUUUGGAGUUCUUACCUGAUUUUUUUUUUUCCAGAUGAAUUUUGCUGUCACUUAAGUUUGACAAAAUGUUCCCUUUGAAAUUUCGAUUUUUUGAAAUGAAGUAUGAGAUCUAAAGAAAGAAACCUGCGUAUUGGCUCAGCACUACCCUUACUCCUCUCAGCCAAGUGCAAGGGCUCACUUACUCAAAUCUUUAUUCAUCCUACUAGAGUUUAAUAACUUCCUUGAAUGGCUGUUCAGUGUUCAGCGACAGGUCUGGCUUUUGUUGUGAGGACAUCUAUGGAGUCUCUGGGACCCUUCCAGUCCCUGAAAUCAGUUUGGACUGAGAGGUCAGGACUUGGAAACAUACUGGAGGCAGGGCAAGGGCACCCUGCUCUUGUUUUGACAUCUACCUCUUUUCGCUGUUCCUUCUUAUCCAUCCAACUAGUCCUUUUCCCUGAGCCGGGUCCAUACUUUCCCACCCCAGACCCUUCCUCUUGUUUCCUGGCUCUCUGUUCCUGGCUCCAUUCAUUUCCUACACUGCUGUAUCAAAAGUACCACAAUUGCUCCUCGUUCCCACAAUGCAGUACGGCUGAGCGCCUCAGAGCCCGCGGGACGCUGCGGUGGGGGGGUCGGGGGAGGGGGCAUUGGGCGGUGCGGAUGUUGGGCUGGGCGGACGAGCGCAUCUGCAUGGUAAACCUUCCGACCAACGUGCGCGAGAAGGACGUGGAAGACCUUUUCUACAAGUACGGCCGCAUCCGUGAGAUCGAACUUAAGAAUGGGCACUGCCUUGUGCCCUUCGCCUUCGUGCGCUUUGAGGACCCCCGAGAUGCAGAGGAUGCUAUUUAUGGAAGAAAUAGUUAUGAUUAUGGGCAGUGUCGGCUUCGUGUGGAGUUCUCCAGGACUUACAGAGGACUUCCUCCAUCAGGCAGCUGGCAGGACCUGAAGGAUCACAUGCGAGAAGUUGGGGAUGUCUGUUAUGCCGAUGUGCAGAAGGAUGGUGUGGGGAUGGUUGAGUAUCUCAGAAAAGAAGACAUGGAAUAUGCCCUGCCUAAAUUGGAUGACACCAAAUUCUGCUCUCAUGAUACUGAAACGUCCUACAGCCGAGUUCAUCCUGAGAGAAGCACCAGCUAUGGCUACUCAUGGUCUCUGUCUGGGUCAAGGGGCCAUGACUCUCCAUACUAAAGCAGGGGUUCCCCACAGCAAUUCUCUCCUUUCAGGCCCUACUGAGACAGGUGAUGAGAAUUUUUUCUUUAUUUUUUAGGUUAACUGAGCUGCUUUGUGUGCAGAAUCUACGUUCCAGAUUGAGCAUUUAGCAUCUUAGGAAAUUGUUUUAAUUUUUUUUUUUAAAGAAGAGAAAAAACUACAUAAUUUCUACCAGGGCCUUAUUAGCAGUGAAACAUUUUAAACU